GCGGUCCGAAGACGUGCACCGGAGUUGAUAGCUCCGGCUGCACCCACGCCUCGAGAACUAAAGCCUCUAUCGCAACUUGAUCAUCAGCCAGAGCUUCGGUUCCAACUCCAAGCACUUCACUUUUAUCGUAGCCACCCAAAAAUGGGGAACAAAAAUCCAGCCRCCGUCAUUAGGGAUGCUUUAGCAAAGGUACUGGUCUACUAUUACCCUUUUGCUGGCCGGUUAASAGAAGCUCCCACACAGAAGCUGAUGGUGGAUUGUACCGGCGAGGGUGUGUUGUUUAUCGAGGCCGAAGCCGAUGUUACGUUAAAGCACUUCGGGGUGAGUCUUCAUCCCCCGUUCCCUUGUUUAGAAGAGCUCCUUUACGACGUUCCCGGCUCUAAUGGCGUCGUCGACUCGCCAUUGCUAUUGAUUCAGGUGACACGUCUCUUAUGUGGAGGCUUUAUCUUCGCUUAUCGUAUCAACCAUACCAUGUGCGAUGGACCAGGAGUGAURCAGUUUCUGACUGCAUUAGGUGAAAUGGCACAAGGCGCGUCUUCGCCGUCAGUAUUGCCCGUGUGGCAAAGGGAACUGCUUUUCGCGAGCGAACCACCACGUGCGACGUUCGCUCAUCACRAGUACGACGUAGUGGGAAAAACCAAGGCUAUCAACGACAUCGUAACGAAAGACUUGAUCCAGAAAUCGUUUUUCUUCGGACCUAACGACGUAUCAACCCUUCGUCGUAGGUUUGUUCCCGAACACCUACAACGUUGUUCCACGUUCGAGGUGAUCGCAGCUUGUGUUUGGCGUUGUCGUACCAUCGCUUUACAGUUCGAUCCUAACGAGGAGAUGAGUUUCUUGUUUCCCUUCAAUAUACGCGACAAGCUCAACCCCAGUCUCCCUGUUGGGUACUACGGUAAUGCUUUCAUACUACCAUCUGUAGUUUCAACGGCGGGUGACUUAUCGAUUAAGCCAUUAAGCCAUGUGCUGGAGUUGGUGAGGAAAGCCAAAUCUUUAGUGUCUGAAGAGUACGUCAGAUCAACGAUUGACUUAAUGGCUAUCAAAGGGCGACCAUUGUUGACAGUUCCUCGUAGCUACAUACUCUCAAAUGUUGCAAGACCGGGGUUCAGUGAGAUCGAUUUUGGGUGGGGGAAAGCAGCCUACGGUGGUCCUGCUACGGGAGGACUCGAUGCCAUUCCGGGACUCUUUUAUUUCUACACGCAUUCGACAAACGAGAAGGGUGAAUCAGGAGUCGUGGUAUCCAUGUACUUGCCAAAGGCUGCAAUUGAGAAAUUUGUCAAAGAGCUUAAUAACAUGUUGAUGCAAGAUAAUGAUAAUCAAACACUAUCAAAGAUCUGAGUGAGGAAGGUGACUACUUUUACUUGGUUAAAUGUUUACCAAGUAAAUUGUUGCAUA
Messenger RNA from Cynara cardunculus var. scolymus (artichoke), 1395 nucleotides. RefSeq names its product benzyl alcohol O-benzoyltransferase-like. The record is from RefSeq and is a predicted model, not a curated record. The annotation marks the transcript as partial. NCBI's taxonomy places the organism in Eukaryota, Viridiplantae, Streptophyta, Magnoliopsida, Asterales, Asteraceae. The transcript has 2 exons.